AGACUGGUUGUGCAGGAGCGGGUGAGUGCGGCCGCUGUGGGUGCAUGCGCGGCAGGCCUGGGGCCCGGCCACCCGCUGCCUCACCUGCAGGGAGGGGCCUCCCAGAAACUCCUUUCCCGGGUGCCCAGCCGCCCCACCUUGCCAGACUUAGCUGACCAGCCAGCAAGGACGCCCGCUGCCUCCCACCUGCCCUCCUGCCCGCCUUCGCCAGCCGAGCCCAGCCUUCGCCAGCACCUGCCUUUACGACCAUGUUCAAGGGGCUGGGCAAAGGCUCCCAGGGGAAGGGGUCCCCCAAGGGAUCCCCAGCCAAGGGGUCCCCUAAAGCCUCCCCCAGCAAGCACAGCCGGGCUGCCACCCAGGAGCUGGCCCUGCUCAUCUCUCGCAUGCAAGCUAACGCCGACCAGGUGGAGCGGGACAUCCUGGCGACACAGAAGAGGCUGCAGCAGGACCGGCUGAACAGCGAGCAGAGCCAAGCCCUGCAGCACCAGCAAGAGACGGGCCGCAGCCUGAAGGAGGCCGAGGUGCUGCUCAAGGACCUCUUCCUGGAUGUGGACAAGGCCCGGCGGCUCAAGCACCCACAGGCCGAGGAGAUCGAGAAGGACAUCAAGCAGCUGCACGAGCGGGUGACCCAAGAGUGUGCAGAGUACCGAGCCCUGUAUGAGAAGAUGGUGCUGCCCCCCAAUGUGGGACCCAGGGUCGACUGGGCACGGGUGCUGGAGCAGAAACAGAAGCAGGUCUUUGCAGGCCAGUACGGGCCAGGGAUCGCAGAGCUGGAGCAGCAGAUUGCAGAGCACAACAUCCUGCAGAAGGAGAUCGAGGCCUACGGGCAGCAGCUGCGGAGCCUCAUCGGGCCGGAUGCAGCCACCGUCCGGAGCCAAUACCGAGACCUACUGAAGGCGGUGUCGUGGCGCGGGCAGAGCCUGGGCAGCCUGUACACGCACCUGCAGCGCUGCACGCGGCAGCUGAGCGCCCUGGGGGAGCAGCAGCGCCGCAUCCUGCAGCAGGACUGGAGCGACCUCAUGGCCGACCCCGCGGGCGUGCGGCGGGAGUAUGAGCACUUUAAGCAGUAUGAGCUGCUGAGCCAGGAGCAGAGCGUGAACCAGCUGGAGGACGACGGCGAGCGCAUGGUGGAGCUGCGGCACCCGGCAGUGGGGCCCAUCCAGGCCCACCAGGAGGCCCUGAAGACGGAGUGGCAGAACUUCCUGAACCUGUGCAUCUGCCAGGAGGCCCAGCUGCAGCACGUGGAGGACUACCGCCGGUUCCAGGAAGAGGCCGACUCAGUCAGCCAGACCCUGGCGAAGCUCAACUCCAACUUGGAUGCCAAGUACAGCCCUGCACCUGGGGGCCCCCCUAGCACCCCAUCAGAGCUACUGCGACAGCUGGAGGUAGAGGAGAAACAGCUGGCUGUCACUGAGAGGGCCACUGAAGACCUGCAGCGGCGAAGCCAGGAGGUGGCCCCUCUGCCACAGCGAAGACACCCGCCCCAGCAGCCCCUGCGCGUGGACAGCAUCUGUGACUGGGACUCAGGAGAAGUGCAGCUUCUGCGGGGUGAGCGGUGUAAGCUGAUGGACAACACUGACCCGCACACCUGGGUCGUGCAGGGCCCUGGUGGGGAGACCAAGCGUGCCCCUGCUGCCUGCCUCUGCAUCCCAGCACCGGACCCUGAAGCCGUGGCCAGGGCCUCCCGGCUGGCCUCAGAGCUGCAGGCCGUGAAGCAGAAAUUGGCCACCGUCCAGAGCCGCCUGAAGGCCAGUGCUGCGGAGUCUGUUCGGCCCAGCCAACAGGCUCCAUCUGGCUCGGCCCCAGCCAACCCACAGGCCCAGAAGCUCCUGACACAGAUGACCCGCCUGGAUGGGGACCUGGGGCAGAUAGAGAGGCAGGUGCUGGCCUGGGCACGGGCCCCGCUGAGCCGCACCACACCCCUGGAGGACCUGGAGGGCCGCAUCCACAGCCACGAGGGCAUAGCCCAGCGCCUGCAGAGCUUGGGAGCGGAGAAGGAGACAGCCCAGAAGGAGUGCGAGGCAUUUCUGUCCACACGGCCCGUGGGUCCCGCUGCCCUGCAGCUGCCUGUGGCUCUCAACAGCGUGAAGAACAGGUUCAGUGACGUGCAGGUUCUGUGCAGCCUCUACGGGGAGAAAGCCAAGGCUGCCCUGGGUCUGGAGCGGCAGAUCCGGGAUGCAGACAGGGUCAUCCAAGGCCUCGAGGCCACCCUGGUGCAGGAGGCCCCCAUCCCUGCUGAACCAGGGGCGCUGCAGGAGAGGGUCAGUGAGCUGCAGCGCCAGCGGAGGGAGCUGCUGGAUCAGCAGGCCUGUGUGCUGGGGCUGCACCGUGCGCUGAAGGCCACCGAGCACGCGUGCGCCGCACUGCAGAACAACUUCCAGGAGUUCUGCCAAGACCUGCCUCGCCAGCAGCGCCAGGUGCGAGUCCUUACCGACCGCUACCACGCCGCAGGGGACCAGCUGGACCUUCGGGAAAAGAUGGUGCAGGAUGCCGCCCUCACCUACCAGCAGUUCAAGAACUACAAGGAUAACCUGAGCUCCUGGCUGGAGCACCUGCCCCACGGCCACUCGCGGCCCAGCGACGGCCCCAGCCAGAUAGCCUACAAGCUGCAGGCGCAGAAGAGGCUGAUGCAGGAGAUCCAGAGCCGAGAGCGUGACAGGACCAUGGCAUCCCGCCUCUCCCAGGCCCUGCAGGCGGCGCUCCAGGACUAUGAGCUGCAGGCAGACACCUACCGCUGCUCCCUGGAGCCCACCCUGGCAGUGUUAGCCCCCAAGAGACCCCGAGUGGCUCCCCUGCAGGAGAGCAUCCAGACCCAGGAGAAGAACCUUGCAAAGGCCUAUACAGAGGUUGCAGCAGCACAGCAGCAGCAGCUGCAGCAGCUGGAGUUUGCUAGAAAAAUGCUGGAGAAGAAGGAGCUCAGUGAGGAUAUCCAGGGGACCCAUGAUGCAAAGCAGGGGUCCAAGAGCCCUGCCCAAGCAGGGAGAGAGUCAGAGGCCCUGAAGGCCCAGCUGGAAGAGGAGAGGAAGCGGGUGGCCCAGGUGCAGCACGAGCUGGAGGAGCAGAGGAGCCAGCUGCUGCAGCUGAGGACCCAACGGCCUUUGGAGAGGCUGGAGGAAAAGGAAGUAGUGGAGUUCUACCGGGACCCCCAGCUGGAAGGCAGCCUGUCCAGGGCGAAGGCUCAGGUGGAGGAGGAGGGCAAGCGGCGGGCCGGCCUGCAGGCAGACCUGGAAGUGGCAGCCCAGAAGGUUGUGCAGCUGGAGAGCAAGAGGAAGACCAUGCAGCCUCAUCUGCUGACCAAGGAGGUCACCCAGGUGGAGAGGGACCCCGGCCUGGACAGCCAGGCAGCCCAGCUCAGGGUCCAGAUCCAGCAACUCCGCGGGGAGGAUGCUGUCGUCUCAGCCCGACUGGAAGGGCUGAAGAAGGAGCUACUGGCCCUUGAGAAGAGGGAGGUGGACGUGAAGGAGAAGGUCGUGGUGAAAGAGGUGGUCAAGGUGGAGAAGGAUCUGGAGAUGCUCAAGGCAGCCCAGACUCUGAGGCUGCAGCUUGAGGAGGAUGCUGCACGGAGGAAGGGGGUGGAGGAGGCUGUGGCCAAGCUACGGGCACGCAUCCAAGACCUGGAGCGGGCUAUCAGCGCGGUGGAGCCCAAGGUCAUCGUGAAGGAGGUGAAGAAGGUGGAGCAGGACCCAGGCCUCCUCCAGGAGUCCUCCAGGCUGAAGAGCCUCCUCGAGGAGGAGAGGAGCAAGAACGCGAUGCUGGCCAGAGAGCUGAGCGACCUGCACAGCAAGUACAGCGUGGUGGAGAAGCAGAGGCCCAAGGUGCAGCUCCAGGAGCGCGUCCUCGAGGUCUUCCAGGUGGAUCCGGAGACAGAGCAGGAGAUCACCCGGCUCAGGGCCAAGCUGCAGGAGACAGCGGGCAAGAGGAGCAGUGUGGAGAGGGAGGUGGAGAAGCUGCUGCCUGACCUGGAGGUCCUGCGGGCCCAGAAGCCGACGGUGGAGUAUAAGGAGGUGACCCAGGAGGUGGUGCGGCACGAGAGGAGCCCCGAGGUGCUGCGCGAGAUCGACCGGCUCAAGGCUCAGCUCAACGAGCUGGUCAACAGCCACGGGCGCUCCCAGGAGCAGCUCAUCCGCCUGCAGGGCGAGCGUGACGAGUGGAGGCGUGAGCGGGCCAAGGUGGAGACAAAGACGGUGAGCAAGGAGGUGGUGCGUCAUGAGAAGGAUCCAGUGCUGGAGAAGGAGGCAGAGCGGCUCCGCCAGGAGGUGCGGGAGGCGGCCCAGAAGAGGCGGCUGGCAGAGGACGUGGUGUACGAGCUGCAGAGCAAGCGGCUGUUGCUGGAGAGGAGGAAGCCCGAGGAGAAGGUGGUGGUGCAGGAGGUCGUGGUCACCCAGAAGGAUCCCAAGCUGCGAGAGGAGCACAGCCGGCUGAGCCGGAGCCUGGAUGAGGAGGUGGGCCGGCGGCGGCAGCUGGAGCUUGAGGUGCAGCAGCUGCGGGCAGGCGUGGAGGAGCAGGAGGGCCUGCUCAGCUUCCAGGAGGACCGCAGCAAGAAGCUGGCUGUGGAGAGGGAGCUGCGGCAGCUGACCUUGAGGAUCCAGGAGCUUGAGAAGCGGCCUCCCACGGUGCAGGAGAAGAUCAUCAUGGAGGAAGUGGUCAAGCUGGAGAAGGACCCGGACCUGGAGAAGUCCACGGACGCCCUGCGGCGGGACCUGGACCAGGAGAAGGCCCAGGCAAAGGAGCUGCAUCGGGAGUGCAAGAACCUGCAGGUCCAGAUCGACGUUCUCCAGAAAGCCAAAUCGCAGAAGACCAUCUACAAGGAAGUGAUCCGGGUACAGAAGGACCGCGUGCUGGAGGAUGAGCGGGCCCGCGUGUGGGAGAUGCUCAACCGCGAGCGCACAGCCCGGCAGGCCCGGGAGGAGGAGGCACGGCGCCUGCGGGAGCGCAUUGACCGGGCGGAGGCGCUGGAGAGGACCUGGUCCCAGGAGGAGGCCGAGCUGCAGAGGGCCCGGGACCAGGCUGACCAGGAGCGUGGGCGGCUGCAGCAGGAGCUGCGGGCUCUGGAGAGGCAGAAGCAGCAGCAGAUGCUGCAACUGCAGGAGGAGUCGAAGCUACUCAGCCAGAAGACAGAGAGCGAGCGGCAGAAGGCAGCCCAGCGGGGCCAGGAGCUCUCACGGCUUGAGACGGCCAUCCUCCAUGAAAAAGACCAGAUCUAUGAUAAGGAGCGGACCCUCCGGGACCUCCACGCCAAGGUGAGCCGGGAGGAGCUCAGCCAGGAGACCCAGACACGGGAGACCAACCUUUCCACCAAGAUCUCCAUCCUGGAACCCGAGACAGGGAAGGACAUGUCCCCGUACGAGGCCUACAAGAGCGGCAUCAUCGACAGGGGCCAGUACCUGCAGCUGCAGGAGCUCGAGUGCGACUGGGAGGAGGUCACCACCUCGGGGCCCUGUGGGGAGGAGUCUGUGCUCCUGGACCGCAAGAGCGGGAAACAGUACUCCAUCGAGGCUGCACUCCGCUGCCGGCGCAUCUCCAAGGAGGAGUACCACCUGUACAAGGACGGCCACCUGCCCAUCUCCGAGUUUGCGCUGCUCGUGGCUGGAGAGACCAAGCCAAGCUCCUCACUCUCCAUCGGCUCCAUCAUCUCCAAGUCCCCACUUGCCUCCCCGGCCCCCCAGAGUGCCAGUUUCUUCUCUCCCAGCUUCUCUCUUGGGCUCAGUGAUGACAGCUUCCCCAUCGCUGGAAUCUACGACACAACCACGGACAACAAGUGCAGCAUCAAGACGGCCAUGGCCAAGAACAUGCUGGACCCCAUCACCGGGCAGAAGCUGCUGGAGGCCCAGGCGGCCACAGGGGGCAUCGUGGACCUGCUCAGCCGCGAGCGAUACUCCGUGCACAAGGCCAUGGAGAGGGGCCUGAUUGAGAAUACCUCCACGCAGAGGUUGCUCAAUGCCCAGAAGGCCUUCACUGGCAUCGAGGACCCCGUCACCAAGAAAAGGCUGUCGGUGGGCGAGGCCGUCCAGAAGGGCUGGAUGCCCCGGGAGAGCGUGCUCCCACACCUGCAGGUGCAGCACCUGACCGGGGGGCUUAUCGACCCCAAGAGGACAGGCCGCAUCCCCAUCCAGCAGGCCCUCCUCUCCGGGAUGAUCAGUGAAGAGCUGGCCCAGCUCCUGCAGGACGAGUCCAACUACGAGAAGGAUUUGACAGACCCCAUCUCCAAGGAACGGCUGAGCUACAAGGAGGCCAUGGGCCGCUGCUGCAAGGACCCUCUGAGCGGCCUGCUGCUCCUGCCCGCGGCGCUGGAGGGAUGCCGCUGCUACCGCUUGGCCUCCCCCACUGUCCCACGCUCCCUGUGCUGACACAGGCCAGGCAGCCGGUAGGUGAAUGUGUGUGUUGGGGCGGGCAGAAUACCCCUUGCCUCAGAGUAUCCUCAUCCCCAGCAGUGGGUCUUCCUGUUGACCGCUGUUUUUUAUUAUUUUACUACCAUGAUGUUGGGCUCCCUCCCCUAACCUUGGUGACCGAUCCAUCCCCAGACCAGGACAGCAGCAGCUCAGUCCUUCCUCCCUCCGUGUCCACCCGGUGAUCCCAAUAAACGAAUUCUCCCUGUGCCA
This is a messenger RNA of Sapajus apella (tufted capuchin), 6599 nucleotides long. RefSeq names its product envoplakin (gene EVPL). Gene Ontology annotation, molecular function: cadherin binding; structural molecule activity. The transcript is spliced from 22 exons. NCBI's taxonomy places the organism in Eukaryota, Metazoa, Chordata, Mammalia, Primates, Cebidae. Gene Ontology annotation, cellular component: intermediate filament; membrane; cytoplasm. The record is from RefSeq and is a predicted model, not a curated record. Bases 249 to 6347 code for a protein of 2032 amino acids. Gene Ontology annotation, biological process: intermediate filament cytoskeleton organization; wound healing.